UAUGUCAUUUUAUGUUAUAUUGUAAUCUCCUAAUAUUUAGUUUAAAUUAUUGUUUUGAUUUGAUUAAUGAUGUUGGAGUAUUUGAUGUUGCCUAUUCAUAAUUUAAGCUAUAUAUAUAAAUUGAGUCAUUCAAUUUCAUUUUAUAGGGUAAUGUUUGGGGGAAACAAUGAAAACUACGUUCUUCCUGAAUUCUUAGAUGAGACUCAAUUUCAGUGUCAAAAUAAUGCAGCAAACCAUUUGCAAAUGUUUGAAAAUUUACAAGUUGGAUGUAACGUUGAUCUAGUAAACUUCGAAAGCGAGCAUAUCGAUUCCACGAUUUUGCCAAAUAAGCAAAGCAAGAUUUUGGAAGAUAUCUCAAAGCAGCAAAGACUUCAACUUUCCUUAAAUUACAACAUAUUUGAAGACAAUGUUGACAGAUCAAAAAGUAUUUUGAAUCCUAACUAUGUGUCAACAGGAUUGAGACUUUCAUAUGAUGAUGAUGAGCUUAACUCAAGUGUUACUUCUGCUAGUGGCAAAAUAACUGCCACAUCUUCUAUCAUAUUGUCUUUUGGUGACAAUAUCAGAACUGAACUUGAUAGACAGCAAGAAGAGUUGGACCAAUAUAUUAAACUUCAGAAGGAACAAUUGUCAAAAGGAGUAAGUGAUAUGAAGCAAAAACACAUGACUUAUCUCCUAACUUCCAUUGAGAAAGAUAUCAAUAAGAAGCUAAAAGAAAAAGAUGCAGAGAUAGAGAACAUGAACCUCAAAAACAAGCAUCUAACAGAGAGAAUAAAGCAAGUGGCAAUUGAAAAACAAAACUGGCAUUAUAGAGCAAAGUAUAAUGAAUCAGUUGUGAAUGUGUUAAGGAACAACCUUCAACAAGCAAUUUCAUAUGGAAAGGAAGGGUUUGGAGACAGCGAAAUCGACGAUGUUGCGUCGUCGAACGUUUCGAGUGCGGCGAUGAAAUCUAUUUACAAGAGAUACCAAGACAUGGAUAAUCUUUCUUGCAAAUCAUGCAAAGAAAAUGAGGUUUGUGUGAUGUUGAUGCCUUGUAGGCACCUUUGUUUGUGUAAAGAUUGUGAUGCAUUUGUCAAUGUUUGUCCAUUAUGUCGAUUGAUAAAAACGGCUAGUAUAGAGGUAUAUCUUGCUUAAUUUAGGCUAAGUGAUUAAUAAAUUUUAGUAGAAAAAAAAAUUAUUUGAGAAGUUAGAAUAUAAACCUUAAAUAGAAUAAUUAUUAAUUAAAAUUUAUGUAUUCAAAACUCUUUUAUGUGUGAUUUAUUUGUCAAAAUUUUGUGUUCUAAGUGAAAGUAUUUGGCACCAAGAAAA
Molecule: messenger RNA, 1305 nt
Organism: Cicer arietinum (chickpea)
Lineage: Eukaryota; Viridiplantae; Streptophyta; Magnoliopsida; Fabales; Fabaceae
Product: E3 ubiquitin-protein ligase BOI
Molecular function (GO): ubiquitin-protein transferase activity
Source: RefSeq, a predicted model, not a curated record